UACCAUCACCUUGUUUUCUGAUAUCAAAACAACUCUUGGAGCUCAUUUACCUUGCAAACACCUAUACUUUUCCAGAAGAUGAAUGAGAAGAAAACCAAGAACCUGUAUUCUUGGCCCAUAUGGGCUGAUCUUCCUGAUGAACUACUUCUUAAGAUCUGCAAGUGCCUCAAAUACUCAUUUCAAGUUGGUCAUUUUCGUGCUGUUUGUACCUCUUGGAGAUCCGCAGUUCCACGUCCCCCUCAUAAAACACUUCACAUGCCUAAAUGCAACUCCAGUAAGAAGCCUCAUACGACUAUUACAUUCAUCGGAAAAUUGGUUUUCCGGCUUGAUCUUCAAGGACUUCCACAUUCAUCAUCAACACCCACCAGCUAUUUAAUAGCUGUGGAGGAACAAUAUAGUGGAGAUGGUGAAACCCAACUCCGCCUCUUGAACCCAAUCACUGGAAGUCCUAUUCCUAUUUCUUCAACACCAUCAAACUUGUUUCCUAGAGAGAUUAGUUUGAACAAAUUUCGCGUCUCUAUACUGCAUAAAUGUUCCUUGAUUUUGCUUGCAGAUACAACUCAUUAUAGUACUUUUAAAGCUGUUCGUCUUUAUACUCGCUGCCGAUCCUCUAGGGAAAGAGCAAUUGCUGCUAUUGCUGCUCUUUGGAAGAGUGGAAAAUUGUCUUUACUUAUAAGUAAUACAGGAAAGGAAGUUGUCUUAAAUGAUUUAAUGGAUCGUCUUCUUAGAGACCAAAACCUGACCAAGCCUGUUUAUCAUGAUGUGGUCAAGUACAAGGAGAAAUGGUUCGCUAUUGAUCAAUACGGCCGAGGGGUUAUGGUGGAUUCUUCUUUGAACGUGAGUCUAGUUACAAAUCCUCUGUUUCUCCCAAACAGGAAUGAUUUCUUUUGUAACCACAAGUCAUACUUAGUAAAAUCAUCAGGGAAUGCAGAUCUAUUUCUAGUAGACCGAUACCUGGAUAAAUCAUCGGAGCAAACAAAUUACGACGUGCAACAUGCUGCGACCUCUGAUGACUAUACAAAGGCACCAGUUUACGACAUGGCAGUUAGAUUGAGAGUGUAUAAACUUGAGGAAGAGAAGCAUUGUUGGAAGGAAAUUACAAGCUUGAAUGACCAAGUCAUAUUUGUAGGGGAUGAUGCAUCUUUUUGGUCCUACAGUGUGUCUGCUAAAGAUUUUCCAGGGUGUAGAGGAAACUUGAUUUUCUUCACAGAUCAAUCCAGGAAAGCUGAGGAUGGGGAUCUUCAUGAUUUUUGGGACGCGCUAAAACAUGAAAAAGACUACUCACUUGGAGGAUUUCACAUGGAGAAUGCAUUUCUUGGGCCAAUGGCAUGUUUCCCAGGUUACACCGACUUUUUCUGGCCACCCCCUACCUGGCUUAACUGA
Molecule: messenger RNA, 1383 nt
Organism: Lycium barbarum (goji berry)
Lineage: Eukaryota; Viridiplantae; Streptophyta; Magnoliopsida; Solanales; Solanaceae
Product: F-box protein SKIP23-like
Exons: 1
Coding region: 79-1383 (434 amino acids)
Molecular function (GO): protein binding
Source: RefSeq, a predicted model, not a curated record